UAUUUGCACGAGCUGCAUCCUGCUAUGCUAUGUGUAAUGAAGAGCAGUGCUAGAAGAUGUUGGCAUUCUUUCCAUUUAACCCCAGUUUGGGCAUGUUUAAUCUAAUGAAAUGUUUGCAUAAUUUCAAUAUAUAAAGUAAAAAUGAAUGAAAAGAAAUUAAACAAUAUGUGAGAAGAUGCUUGACAAAAAGAACACUUCAUAUUUCUUUUACUAUAUUUGCACAAAAUCUUCCCCGUUCCAUGCUUAUAAAGCGUUGUGACGUGUAAUUCGUGCGACAGCGUGGUGCCACGUCACCUAUACGGGACUCCUAUGUUUUGUUUGGGUAUGAAGUCUGCCUGGAAGUUUCAUUGACAGCUCUUUCAUUUCUCAUCUUCCCGAAACAAUGUCGUCUUCGGCGGAGGUUUUCACGUCUUUCCCCAGACGGAUGUGGGAGAAAGUGGCGUCCAGGGUGAACAACGCGGUAGUUUUCGUGGAUGACGCGUGCGCCGAGAGCCUGCACUGGAGCGGAGGGGCCGAGCUGCUGUUCGACGCCGGGGCGCGCAACGUCAAACGCUUCUCGAGCUUCGAAGCCGGAGCCGCGGACGAGCCCGAGGCGGUGUUCGUGGUCGGCACGACGCUAAAAGGGCGGACCGCGGACGUGAUCAGGGAUGUAGUGGCGCUGAGCCGCUUCCAGCGCUGCGCGGUGAUUACGGCCGCGGCGCCCACGGUGCACCUGCUGCUCGCCGACGGCGUCUCCGCCGAGCCCGAGGGAGACGCGGCGUUCGCGCGCUUCGAGGACAAGCUGCGCGCCUGGAUGGGCGGCCCCGAUCGCGUCGCCGAGGUCGCGCACGUCCCGUUGCACUUCGCCCGCGCGUCCUCGCAGCUCCUGAUCGCGCCCGCCUUCGCCGAGCUCUUCCCGCUCCUCGAAGCCGACCUCGCCGCCGUCAACCGCAAGCGGCCGGAGAAACGCCGCUUCUCCAGUCUCGCCGACCUGGACGUGCACUCGCUCCCGAACGAGCUCCAGAUUCAGAUCCGGGCUCUGGCCUCCUCUCUUAACGCGCUCUUCGAGUUCGCGAACACGCGAGAGGAAAGUUUCACCGUGGGCCCCAUGAGCCGCCUGAUCGCCGCCGAGCUGGCCAAUCAUCCCCAGGCGAAAAACCGGAGGAAAUCCGCAGCACAGAAAGCCUCAGUGGUCUUCAUUGACAGAACCCUAGAUCUCACAGGAGCUGUUGGGCAUCACGGCGACAAUCUGGUGGAGAAGAUCUUGUCCGUUUUGCCGCCGUUGCCGGGUCACGUGACGGACGUUCAAGUAGACAUGCUGGAGCUGACCCAUCUUCAGCACACACCUGAGGACCAGGGUGUCCUGGCACCUGGCUGCUUGGGACAGACUCAGUCCGCGGCAGCUCAGUCGCUAUGGGAGACGAUUCUCGUCGCUAAGCAAAAGGAGGCGGUGAUGGAGGUGAGGAGGCAGCUCGUGGAAGCGGCCAGCAAAGAGAAGCUGCCAAUCAAAAUGGGUCUGGGGAGAGUGACAGGUGAGCAGCUCUUCACGUAUGUGAGGUUGUUUCGGGACAGUUGGCCGGCGUUGGAGAAUCACUGCGGGCUGCUGCAGCUGGCUCUAGGCACCGCUCAGACUUUGCUACACCCCGCCCUUGCCCAAUGGGAUGCCUGCCUUGCUUUUGAGAGACUCCUCCUUCAGGCACUGGGAGAGUCGGCCCUGGCAGACGUCCUGAAGCAGUUUCUUCCCCUUAUGAAGUCCAGUGGCACUAAGACUGGUUCAGAUUCAGGUCAGGCUGAUUUCAGCGUGGACGAGCUGCUGCUGCUGUUGGUGUAUGUGUACUCUCUGGCUCAGGAGACGCAGGCAAGGGGAACAAAGAACCAGGAGAAGGUGGAGAGGGAAAUCAUCGGGGCUUUGACACUUCUAAUGACCCAGCAGACCACACUGAGCCCUACGGUGCAGGGAAUUACAGGUGUUUCUAACCCUGAGGAACUGAUGACAGAUCGUGUCCACGCAGCACUGGAGCGCAUGUUCGAGACUUUGAGAAGCCUGGGCCGAACCCGAGAGCACCUGAAGCGGCUGCGCUCAGUGUACAGCCCCGGCGAUGGUGCGCACCAGGCCACGUACCAUCCGUUCAUCAAGCAGGUCCUGGAGGAAAUUUUCGACCCGAGUCGACCUGAAUGCCAAGACAUAGAACAUGCUUCUGGAGGUAUUACUGACCUGCUGAAGACGGGUUUCAGCAUGUUUAUGAAGGUCAACCGGCCCCAUCCAAGUGAUCACUCGUUGCUAUUUCUCUUCAUGGUGGGCGGAGUCACUGCAUCAGAGCUCCGAAUGAUUCGAGAGGUUGUCUCCACACAUAAACCAGGGACACGGGUUUUGGUGAUCUCGACGAGGCUCCUGAAGCAAGCUGAUAUUCCACACCUGCUGUUCUGCACUGACAGACUUUCACCUGAUAUAGGAGUGUGAGAAGAGAAACAAGACCACACACACAGUAAAGCAUAAGCAUUCCUGAAAACACACUGCAGUAUUUGUAUAUACAAUACAGUGUGUGUGUGUGUGUGUGUGUGUGUGUGUGUGUGUGUGUGUGUGUGUAUGUACACAAGGGUUUUGGUAAAAAAAUAAAGUAUGUAUUUUACUGUAAAAAUAUCUUAAAAUAAAACGUUCAUUCUUUCUCCUCA
This is a messenger RNA of Silurus meridionalis, 2652 nucleotides long. RefSeq names its product sec1 family domain containing 2 (gene scfd2). Bases 383 to 2440 code for a protein of 685 amino acids. Lineage: Eukaryota; Metazoa; Chordata; Actinopteri; Siluriformes; Siluridae. The transcript has 9 exons. Gene Ontology annotation, biological process: intracellular protein transport; vesicle-mediated transport. The record is from RefSeq and is a predicted model, not a curated record.